Messenger RNA from Galendromus occidentalis (western predatory mite), 1542 nucleotides. RefSeq lists its product as uncharacterized. NCBI's taxonomy places the organism in Eukaryota, Metazoa, Arthropoda, Arachnida, Mesostigmata, Phytoseiidae. The record is from RefSeq and is a predicted model, not a curated record. The transcript is spliced from 2 exons.
AUGACAGAUUCCGACCAGUUUGAAGACUCGAGGGAGAGCCUCCAGCUGGGAGCCAAUGCCGCCCCAGUGCAAAUCUCAGCCGUCAGCUUGAAGCUACCGCCGUUCUGGCAGAAGCAGCCCAGCAUCUGGUUCACGACUAUCGAGGCCCAGUUCAGCCUGCGCAAGAUUACCGACGACCAGACGAAAUUUGAGUAUGCCCUUACUGCUCUAGACCAGGACGCACAGGAACGAGUCGCGGAUUUCUUCGACGCCCUUCCCUCCGCGGGGUCGAGAUACGCGAACUUCAAAGCAAGGCUUCUCGAUUCUUUCAAAGUCAAUCAACACCAGCGGCUGGCUGCGCUAAUAUCUCUGACCAUGGGUGAUGAUACGCCGUCCAGACUCCUGGACAGGAUGCUAGGUCUGUACCGGCCAGACGCGGGCGCUGAGACGAACCCCCUAUUCCGAUUCCAUUUCAUCCAGAAGCUUCCGGCCUCUGUCCGAGAGCAAGCCGCCGCGCUUGACGAUCUCAAACUCCGGGAGCUGGCGAAGUUCUGCGACAAGGUGUUCGCUCAGCGGCAGACGACGACCGCUUACAAUGUACAAGACGGAGAAUCCACCGAAGUUGAAGCGGUUCAGCGGCUCGUGCGGGGGAAAUGCCCUCGCCGGCCGUCAGUAAUCGCUUGUACGGCCGGCGCGCAGCAGAAAGGCGAUCUCUUCUUCGUGUUCUGUGCCGAGUCAAGGCGAAAUUUCCUAGUAGAUUCAGGGGCACAAGUCAGUAUCGUUCCGCCGGCGCCGGGUGAUCGCUUGGUUCCUAGUUCGCACAGCCUCCUAGCCGCAAAUCAUACUCCAAUCACUUCGUACGGGAAGAAAGAUCUCAAGCUGAACCUCGCAAACCGAUUCACAUUCACAUGGACCUUCAUCGUGGCUGACGUCAAACACGCCAUUUUAGGAUCCGAUUUCCUUCGAAACGCUGGACUCUUGAUUGAUCUUCCCGGAAGGAGACUCAUAGACACCGUAUCGCUAGCGGUCAUUCCUCUCCACACACCACGGUCUCGGAGCAUAGUCAGCAUACUGACGAAGGCUAGCAAUGACUUCGAGGCGCUUCUCCUACGUUUCCCCGCCGUUCUCACACCGCGUUUCAACGCCGCAGUCAAGCACAAAGUCCAACAUCAUGUUGUGACUAAAGGUCCUCCUCGUCACGCCAGAGCACGGCGUUUGGCCCCCGACGUACUACGGGAAGUCAAGAAGGAGUUCCAAUCUUUGGAAAAACUCGGUAUCAUCAGGAAAUCGUGUAGCCCUUGGUCGAGCCCACUCCAUGUUGUGCCGAAGGCAGAUGGCACCAAGCGACCCUGUGGCGAUUUCCGUCAGGUUAAUGACAUCACUGAGCCUGACCGCUAUCCACUACCUCACAUACACGAUUUCGCGUCUAACUUGCACGGCUGCAAGAUCUUCUCCAAAAUUGACCUAGUGAAAGGUUACCACCAGAUACCCAUGGCCCCGGAAGACAUUCCGAAGACAGCAAUCAUUACCCCUUUCGGUCUGUGGGAAUAUACAAGGAUGCCC